AUGUAUGCUCCAGAACUCAAGGAAAAGGCUUUUAACAGUCAAAUGGCGCAGCAUCUCCAGGCUGCUCAUUACUCCAUCACCACCGCAAGCCCCAUUCAUGUCAACUUUACCUUACACUCCAAGCACAGUAUCACGAACAUUAGUUUUGGCAACUAUCACUCACACUUUUUCUAUCAGGUUUCUAAAGGCUUUCCUCACGACAUCUCCGAUCCUGAGCAGAAGGAAAGCUUGCUCGUCCGACUUGAGGACUUCCGGAACUCGUAUCCGUAUGGUCACCUCAUCCUUAAAGUGUCUGCUGACCUUGCGGAUGAAGCACCCAUGUACCAUCAACUCAAUCUGCAACUCAUAUCAACGAUGGAAGUGCAGAAAAGGGUCUUUGAACAGCGUGCAUGGGUAUUCUUCGAUGAUGCUCGUCUGUACCCUUCUCGGAGUAUUGCUCGUCACUUCCCUUCGACCGCAUAUAUCGAGAAUGAAGGUGACAAGCUUGUUUAG
Messenger RNA from Fusarium verticillioides 7600, 492 nucleotides. RefSeq lists its product as hypothetical. The record is from RefSeq and is a predicted model, not a curated record. Bases 1 to 492 code for a protein of 163 amino acids. NCBI's taxonomy places the organism in Eukaryota, Fungi, Ascomycota, Sordariomycetes, Hypocreales, Nectriaceae. The transcript has a single exon.